AUGUCGACCAACCUGCGUCGACAGAUUUCCCUGGCAGUACACCGACUGAAGAACAAUCUCCAGGAAGCAGAGCAGUUGCCAAAGCUUGCUGAUAUCGAAACCUUCGAUCGCGAAGAGCUCGAAGAAGUCACGGAUGACUUCGCCAAUCUGCACGUCUCCCUGUGCAACGACUACGACCGCAUCAUGACCAACAACAUCAAAUGGUCUAAGCUGAUUGAUGCACAACCAGAAGAAGCUUCAACUCAAGCCCUCUACAAAAAAGAGAAAGGUGACUACCUUGCCACCGCAGAACAAGUCAGGCCUACGCUGGCCAGUAUCGCCGACUUGUUGACGAAAGUUCGACACCUCUACGAGUCAAAGUUCCCUGACUUCGACUACGAAUGGCCAGAAUUGUACAGCCUGAAGGCAUCGAGUGCCACGCCUUCUGGUUUGACCACACCGACGUCUGUUCCCGUCGUGCAACAACUGGAUGCAGCUCCUGUUUAUAUGCUGCCGAUCCCACCGCCGCCGCCGCCACCGCCGCCGCCGCCGCCGCCGCCGCCACCAUCACCGCCACCGCCGCCGCAGCUACUACCUCUGCAGCCGCCGCCGAUUCCGUCAACCCUACCAGGAUCCCAGUACGUUUCUUCAUUUCAUUCUUUUCCUUUUGCACCGCCACCGAUGCCGAUGUACCAGCUGCAAACUGUGCAGCCUGCCCCGACGCCACCACGCAACAACGUUUUGUUGCCUCAAAUCAAGUUUCCGAAUUUCGACGGUGACAUUCUUCAAAACAACGAGUUCCGCGAAAGAUUUGAGUCAUUGGUCGGAAGGCAAAACUACGACGCCAACAUCAAAUUUCACUACCUGAAAUGCUGUUUGCAAGGCACAGCUGAAGAGCUGUUGCGAGGUAUCCAGACCACAGACGCCAACUACCCAAUCGCGCUUGAGCUUCUCGAUCAGACGUACGGUGGAGAACUCAGAACCCGUCAAGCGCUCAUUGCCGAAUUCCAGAUGCUACCGAGCAUCAAAAACUCGAAAAGCCCUCGAGAAUUGCAAUCUUUUUGGCAAAAGGUUGCAGCACUCGUCCGUCAGCUCCAAGUCAAUGGAGAUGACUGCAACAAUUCCAUGACAGUGGCCUUCAUUGAGACGAAACUCCCAAGACAUGUGCUCGCUCGAUUGUACAACGCAAGAGCAACCCGUCAAUCACUAUCUACGACCGACCUGCUCCAUGAACUGUACAUGAUCGCUCAAGAUGAACUUCAAAUCGACCUCAUUUUCAACAAUUCCGGUUUCCAUCGAGACCGCGAUCGAUAUACGACAACGAUGGCCACGAACGUCACUCAGCGCCAUCCAGGAAUGCCUCAGCAGCGGCAAAAUUUUUCUUCUCACUCUCAUGAAAAUCGAGAACGUGGAAAUCGAUUUGCAAGAGAAGAAAAUCGGUCGAACGGACAGACGGCACGGCUUCCAAAGAGUCCUUGCCCCUUGUGCAGCGCUCAACACAACCUUCACUGGGCUCUCAACUGUCCUUCCUAUCCUUCUGCCGAAGAAAGAAGGACUGCCGCUCGCCAGAAGAAGUUGUGUUUUCUCUGCCUGAAAAGAGGUCAUGACUCUCGGCACUGCAGGUCAGGAAAAAACUGCAAAACUUGCCAAGGCCCUCAUAGUUUUGUACUUUGCCUGAAAACAAAGAAAAACUUGGUCAACAGCCGAGACGAGUCGACUCCCCGACAGCAGUCCACUCAUCGCCCAGAGCAGCGGAGUACUGAACGCCCACGUCGAGCUCAAGUUCACUUGAAUUUUGUGAACGACAUCGCUGAAGACGACGACGAAAUCAACUUUGAACAGGUCUUUGACGACCGGGAAAACCCUGUUCUUACGGUUGCAACAAACGAAGUUCUUCUAACCGUCCCUGACCCAGAAGUUCAAGUCGAAAGACCUAACGAAGCGUCAAAAUCCAUCAUCAUGAUGAGCAAAAAGGUUCAAGUACUCGAUGCCCAAGGAAACCAUCAUGACUCGAUGCUUCUCAUCGACAGCGGCUCCAACCGAAGUUUCAUCUCUCAACAGCUUGCGAAGAAACUACAGCUCCAGCCCAUUGACCAAGUCACACUCAAUCUUCAAACCUUCGCCAAUGAGAAAAAGACUCUGAUGACCAAUCGUUAUAACCUUUCUAUCGGUCUGGGAAGCGAGACGGUCCAAGUUCCAGUCACUGAGAUCGACAAAAUCGCGACGCUCAUCGUCACUGCGGACAUCAACACCGAACUCGAUGAUGGCUCCUUCGACGUCAUGGAAUUCGAGAUGCUUAGCUCCGUCGAUAGGAAAAUUAUCGAUCCAGACAUUCUGAUUGGACUCGAUACAAUGGUGCAAGUGUUAGGGACAGAAACCUCCAUGACUACUCUGAACAACGGACUCUCCCUUCAUCAAACAAAAAUCGGGCCAAUAAUCUCAGGAACGGAGUCUGCAGUUCAUCUCUCUCAAGCUUUGGACAGCAUCGAGCAGAAGGGACUAUCAACUCAUCAUCAUCCACAUGAGCAGUAUCAAGAACUGAACGAUUCCCUGGAAAAAUUUUGGAGUUUGGAGUCCAUCGGCGUCCACGAAAACACCGUCAUGAAGACCGACGACUUGGCAGUCCAAUUUUUUGACUCGACAGUGAAGCAAAACGAAGAUGGUCGUUAUGUCGUGCGCCUGCCUUACCUGAACGACCCAACCGGCUUGCCGACAAACAAAGAGCUAGCCUACCACCGCUUACAGUCAACAACUAAAAAGCUAGCUAAACAUCACGAUCUCCUCAAGAGAUAUGAUCAAGUCAUCUGUGACCAGUUGGCAAGAAACUUCAUCGAAGUCGUGGACGAUGAGAAGAAGGCCGAUGGAGAUAUCGUACACUACAUUCCACAUCACUGCGUCACCAGUGAUAGCAAAUCAACAAAGCUGCGAAUCGUCUAUGAUGGAAGCGCUCAGAAAAGCCUCGCUUCCAAGUCCAUCAACGACAUGCUCCACAUAGGACCGUCUCUACUACCUCAACUGGCUGGAGUUCUGCUACGAGCGAGGAAACACAAAAUCCUCGUCGUUUCCGAUCUGGAAAAAGCGUUUCUUCAAUUGGAACUUGAUAUCCGAGAUCGUGAUGCCACUCGAUUCCUCUGGACGCCGAACAUUGGAGAAAACCCAAGAUGCUAUCGAUUUUGCCGCGUACCUUUUGGCCUUCGAAGCAGCCCCUUUCUUCUGAACGCAACGAUCAAAAAGCAUCUACAAUCACUGAAAGAUCCCAUCGCACCCGAAAUCCUUCGAAAUUGCUACGUCGAUAACAUUUUUUAUGGAGCCGACACCUACGAAGAAGGAACAAUCUUCUACCGAAAGUCAAAGAAGAUUUUCAACGCAGCCGCAAUGAACCUUUGUCAAUUUACUUCCAACGACGAAAGUCUGAACGACUUCUUCGUGGAUGCUGAAAAGAAACCGAAGGAAAAAUGUGACCAGAAGCUUCUUGGUAUCCUCUGGAAUACGGAAAAGGACACCAUUUCUGUUUCCUUGCCUCUUGUGCAACAAGGACUUCUCACGAAACGACGAGUUCUUCAACAAACGGCAUCCGUGUACGACCCGCUUGGGCUUCUUACUCCGGUUGCUCUUUCGAGCAAAUUGUUCUUUCAACAACUCUGGAAGACGACGAGCAGUUGGGACACACCGCUGACCCCUGAAGAAACGAAACACUGGAGUUCGAUAAUGAAAAAUUGGCAAGGCGAUGCCAUCGAAAUACCACGACGGUACUUCAAGCACAGCCUACUGGGCGAAAACCUGGAACUUCACGUCUUCUCCGAUGCCUCAAAAGACGCGUUUGGUGCGGUAGCAUAUCUCCUGCAGACCUCGGACGAACAGCGACAAUCGUCCAUCGUCAUGUCGAAAUCCAGAUUGGCACCGCUGAAGAAAACCUUGAGCAUUCCGCAGCUUGAAAUUCUUGGCCUUCAAACUGCGGCUCAACUCGCCACAUUUCUACAUGCUGAACUCGACCUGAAAAUCUCUAAGACGUUCAUCUGGACCGACUCCCAAUGUAGCUUGGACAUUCUUCGAUCGACAAAGCAGAAUACCGUCUUCUUUCGCAACCGCGUGACCAAAAUCAAGGAAAUUUGCAAAGGCACGAGCUUCGCUCAUGUUCAAGGAAAAGAGAACCCGGCUGAUCUACUCACGCGCGGCUGUGACCUCGAAGAACUUCGCAACAAUCAACUUUGGUGGAAUGGUCCAGAGUUUCUGAAGCUUCCAGCAAUACCAACUCCGCACGUCUUCACAUCGGCUGACGAUGAAAACGUCUUGGUUCAGGCCAUCUCAACGAACACAGAAGAGCUGCUUCUGGAUCCCACUCGAUUCAGUAGCUUCCACCGCCUGGUCCGAAUCGUCAUGACUGUGCUCUACUUCGGAACCCGACGAAAACUUCCGCUUCAACAACACAAUCGCAACGCGAUUCGUCAAUUGUUACGACUUGCUCAACUGAUUGAUCCUCCCGACGAAGACAUGAUCCAUUCUCUCAAACUUUUCAAAAAAGACAACAUGUGGUACUUCCAUGGGAGGGUCCAGCAGAAACUUCUGAUUUUUCUGCCAAAGGGCCACAUUGCUCAGUUGUUCGUGCGAUGGAUCCACGAGCGCUACCAACACUCCAGUCCGAUCUACACUCUAAGCAAGGUCAGAGAAGAAGUAUGGAUUCCCCGCGGACGUAACUUGGUCACAAAGGCUGUGAAAGCAUGCUACGGCUGCCGCCGUACCUCUCUGAAACCAUUUCAUCAGCCAGACUUUCCUCCUUUUCCUGACAGCCGAACCUCCGUCCGACCGCCGUUCGAACACUCAGGAGUCGACUACGCUGGCCCUCUGAAAAUCUCCAAAGACGGCUCCCCUACUCAGUGCUGGAUCAUACUCUUCACGUGCCUGUCGACUCGAUUCAUCCACUGUGAAGCCGUUCUGGACUUAUCAGCAACCACUCUUCUGAUGGCACUACGUCGCCUCAGCGCGUUUUUUGGAACUCCAAAAACUUUACUGAGCGACAACGGUCGACAGUUCGUCCUACUCAACGACGCUCUUCGGGAGGCAGAGAAGCAAAAUCAAUCUGCAAGGUUGAACUCGACCUCCUUUCCGACUUUUCGAUUCAUCCCAGCUUUUUCACCAUGGGCUGGCGGAACGUAUGAACGCCUCAUUGGACUAGUGAAGACUUCGCUCCUCCGGGCAGGGGCCAACCGAGCUCUACUCAAUUACGAAGAAUUCCGAACCCUGCUCGCGGAAUCCUCUGCAAUCGUCAACGAUCGACCCAUAACGUACACCUCUUCCGACGACGACGUCACUCCGUUGAGACCGUGCAACAUGGUUCUCCCAACAUGUCAUCGUGAAAGCUUGCUCUCGCUUUCUGAAGAAGUCCACUUCGAAGAACUUCCUCGAAAUAGAGAUCAACUGCUGGAAACGUGGAUGCGCACGUCUUCAAUAACAGAAAGUUAUCAGCGUCGCUGGGCCACCGAAUACCCUCAAGUCCUACAAGAACGACGGUCUUUCGAGCACCGUCAAGGACGAACCGCCAUCCAAGAGCCAAAAAUUGGAGACGUCGUCCUAAUACAGACGCCUACAGUAAAAAUCGGCUCAUGGCCAAUUGGAAAAAUCGUGGAAUUGUCUGGCCGAGCUGCCAAAGUUUUCCAAGGCAAGACAAAUCGAAUCAUCGAACGUCCUCUGAAGAAUCUCUUCCCACUGGAAUGUGCUGCUGAAGAAAGAAGCGAACUACCAGAAACGUCAACACCCUCGCCUACGACGAAAACCUCACCAGAAGCCGAAAGUCCUGGAACUUCUCGGAGAAAAACAAGGUCGAUGGCAAUCGGAACAACUUUAACACUUUUUGCCUUGAUUACCAUGGCAUCAGCUGCUGGGAACACCGACAUGCCUAAACUGAUGCAAAAACCAUCCAUCUGGAGCUCCUUCAAGAACUUUGUGGAAAAAUCAGGCAUGAUCCUCGCUAUCAUUCUCAUCCUUGUUGUCAUUCAAGCUCUGGCUACAAGCAUUAGAGGAGCCAUCUUCGUACUCAGGUUUUUCUGGAUCUUCGCCCGAGCUCCUCUUCGUCUACUUUUCUACACGCUGGCAAACCUGUUCGAGAGAAUUCGCAGAAGACACCGACCAAUUGAAGUCAUACUCCCACGCUACAGAAGACUCCAACUUGCGCUGGCAAUGAUCAUCCUCUUGCCGCUCGUCGCGACCUCGUCAUGCGGUGACGUGGCUUCCAUCACAGCGAAGGAGGUUCAAUGUGAGACAGAAUCUGGUAUCACACGAUGUUCCGUGACGACAAACUCGCUGUUGGCCUUGAAGCCAUCAGGAAGCACCGCCUGCGUCAAUAUCACAAAUUCUGACGAAGCUGUUGGGCAGCUCUCAAUCCUCGCCCACCACAUCAAGUCGUCCUGUUUAAAGGUAUCUCGAUACUUCACACGCGACUACAAACUGAUGACCGACUACUCUCACCGUUGUCAUUGGGCAGGUUCCUGCAAAGAUACUGACUCGUGUAGCAAAGUGGGGAUUGACGAGAAGCUGCCGGAGCUCACAAACGAAGCCAAGAUGUCACCAGGUUUCACACGAUGCACUGCUGGUUGCGGCUGCAUCACUUGCUCCGGCUGUAUAAGCUGUACCCCGAGUUGCAUCUUCUUCCGGAAUUAUGCAAAGCCGACUUCUUCGCACGUCUACGAGAUCUUCCAAUGUCCAACUUGGGAUUCCGUGGUAGAAGUCACCGUGACCAUGAACGGAGAGAACCACACGGUUCGUCUACGACCAGGGAUCAAAGAGAAACUGAAAUAUUUCAAUGUUUCCUUGACUGCAACCUCGUUCUCGCUACCGCCUACACCGAUUCACUCCAGCACUUUAAUUCACAAGAUAAAGUCGUCCACGAUGACUUUUUCCCUCACACCUUCCUCUUUGCCGGGAGGGCCCCAAGAAGGCACUCUUGGAGAUCUUCAAUGUAAAACACUCGAAGACGCAGAAAAGUUCAAAUGCUUCUUCUCUGAAAGGGCCUGUCUUUGCACGGCUUUAGGAAAUGCUAUUAACUGCCGUUGCUCAUCCAUUUCGCUGGAAAGGUUUUUUAAGAAGAAACUUCCUCAACAUGCGGAAAAUUUCGUGAUGGAAAACGACAAAAUGGGCAACGUUUGGACCAAAAUAAAAGCUCAGUCUGUCGUUCAAGUCCAACUAGAAAUGGAAAACGCUACUUUCGUGAAGAUCAUCGACAAGGAGAAGUGCAAUGGAGUCGUUAACGCCGUAGAAGGAUGCUUCAACUGCUUCGAAGGCGCUCGUAUGAAGAUCUUCUGCACCUCGACGACUCGCCAAAAAAGGACAGCCUACCUCACCUGCGGAGAAACAACCAUGACCCUGAUCUGUGAAAACUCCUAUGAAAACAUUGUUUACUUCAGCCACACUAACGAUAAGCUCAACAUCACUUGUUCAAUAGAUUGUGGUGUUAAAACUGAAGUAAACAUUGUUGGAAAUCUUGCCUACGAAGGUAUCGAAAAGGAUAUUGUUCUGGAAGACUUUGUUUCUACAUUUUCAAAUGUAUUUAAUGAAUUUCCAAACUUACUUGAACUAUCACUCUCCUUUUUAUGGAACUCUAUUUUUUCAUUAGGAAAAAUUUUUUUCAUAGUAAUCCUUUUCAUUUUUUUAUUGUUCUCUUAUCUUAUAAGUAUUUUUUUAUUCUAAAUGCUUCAAUACUCGCCACGUAAAACUAAUGUGAACUUUUUGCUCCUGGGAGUGUCGCGAAAGCGAUCCUUUUCUUUUCCCAAAAUUGUCAAUUUGUUCCCAUAGAAUAAUUAUUGUGUGGGUGGUUUUAACAUAUUUCUGGGAAACGUGGGAUUUUUUUCGUCCUAUAAAAGGGAAGGGGAAAAACUUUGUUGGACUUUCGUUGUCUCGACUUUUGUAUUGAAUAAAUUUGGCUUCUUCCUAGUUUGUCAAUUGGUUCUUUGACAACUCGGAAAAAAUGAUUUUUUUUUAGAUCAUGCACCGAGAAUCAACAAGAUUAAAAAGAAAGUUAGAGACAGUUAAUUCGAAUGUUUGCAAAGAAACAUGAUGAUGCGGAUAUUUUUGAGGGUUGCCAUCUCUGAAAUGAAUGGAAUUUCCUAAAAAAAACUUGGCGAAGUAUAGACAAAGACUCGAUGAACGUAGGAAUUAUGAAUGAAACAUCUUAAACGUUUCAAACAUUUGUCGCAGUAAUUAUUUCCCACCCUGAAGCUUCAUAACUCGAAACAUAAAGUUUUGAUAGAACCUUCUGCAUGAAAAGAAACGGAUUAUUGUACACAAUAUUAGAAUAUUUAUUGCACUCGGAUACAUAAAACCGCAUGAGUUCCAAUUAAAAAAACAUAGUUGAAGCGAAAAUUUAGGAGAGUGAAAUGAGCACAGGUUUUAAUAAGAUCUCACGAGCAAAUUCACCGCCGUAGAAAAUGAAAUAGCGGAAUUUCGUGAUUUUUUCCUCUGAAGUUUGAGUUGAAUUUUGUUUUGGAGUCAACGGCAAGAAAAAUCGAAAAUGCAUAUAUUCAAGAUACAUAUGCAAUAAAAAAAAAACUGCGCCAAAAUAAUACGCUUGAUGAUUAAAAAAAAUGGGAAACGCAUUGCAAUACAACUUUUUCUGCAUGAAACAUUGAGCUUUUUGCUAGCCUCGCUCACAAUGGUUUGCUGAACUCUUCGAAACUUUUCUAGCUCUUUCGAAAAUUCAAAACUUAAUUUCUAAAAAAAAUUAGAGCCAAACUUUUUUUUUGAAUCGACUAGAAUGACUCAUAGCAGAUAUGGUCGAAGCAUGAUUAAUCAAUGUUUCUAUUAGUUCUUCACACCGACUAUUCUGAAAAAUGAAGAAUAAUAUAUUAACGCUUCAGAAAACCCAGUGAAAUUUUUUACACGAAGAGCAGGAAAUUUCUGAAAACUUUUUUAAAGUUUCGGUGAGAUGUUUUUUCUGCUUUUACAGGAUCUACUUGUUUCAAAUCAAGUUAAGAAGUAAUUUUCGAGCUUAGCCUGUUUUAUUUCGCGAUUUAAAGCUAUUUUCGCAUUUCGCCUACAAAAAAAUAACUUUUUCCUUUCAUUAGGAGACUUGGGUGCACAAAAGUUGGUAGCAGUAUGAAUUACACAAAUAAUUUCAAAUUGAUCAAAUAUGUGCUCAACUAUUUUUCAAUCAUUUUUUUAUUAUCUCGAUGAGCGUUUUUUUGAAAAUAUCAGAGAAAGAGAGACUACGGCGCUCUAACGAGAAAAAAAACGUGACAAAGGAAGGGCGCCCCACGGCACACAGACGCCUCAUGCAAAUUAUUCGAUAAACAUUUUUGAAUUAAUUAUUAUAAGGUUGCCGUGAACUUUACCACAUUUUUUCAAACUCAGAAUCAUCAAAUAAGGGUUGGAAAUGUCAUAUCAUUCGGUCUUUUAUGAAUUUCUUGGCUUUGGAUUUGUUUAGAAAAGCAACUAAAUUUGUUGUUUUUUAAGAGUUGUUUUUCGGACUUUCACUAAAGAUGCUCACUCCUUUUUGAAAAAAAGAUUGAAAAUCGUUUUGAUUAUUAUUACUUUUUUUGAUUCGCCUUUUUCGUUUUUUAAUCACAUUUUUUGUAAUUUUUAAACAACUUUGAAUAGUAUUUUUUUAAAUGCAAAACUGAACUUUUCAGGCAAGAUGGGUGUUCUGAGCAUUUACUACAACGCUCACCCGGAGGAAGAGGAAGAUUCUGCUAAUCUUGAAAGGUAUGUAUUUGCUAGAAUUAUGUUUGUUGGUUCAUAAAAAAACCAUUUCCCUUUUUUCUUUUUUUAUCGAUUUUUCUGUUCACGUUCAUUCAUUUUUCAACGGAAAAUUUACUAGUUCUUGUCAGAAAUUUAACAUUUCAUGGAAAGCUAUUUCCAAUAUUUUUUCAGUGCGGAUAGCUCUUUCGAGUGGCUGGAGGAACUGGAAGAGGGAUUCGCCGAGCUGAACUUCUUCCCGUUGCCUGAGGACUAUCUGGACGAGUUUCCCGGAGAAGAAGCAGCUCUGGAAGACAUGGAAACCGUUGAAGAGCCAAGCGAUAACAUGUUCGAAAUGGAGCCGGUGGCUCCGUUAGUGCCGUCUAACGAGCCGAUUUCUCUCGACGACAUUCCGAAGUAUGAGCCUCCAAAGCCCAACUUCGUGUUCGUCGGCAACCAACUCGUUAUGGCGAAAGCCAACAACGACAACAACAACAACGAGGGUCUUGGAGCCGACAACGAGGAGGCCAACGAGAGCCGCAAGCGUCCGGCGACUACGGAGAUCGAAGGUUGCCCGAAAAAGAAGAACUUCGAAAAACCUUGA
Messenger RNA from Caenorhabditis auriculariae, 10246 nucleotides. The record is from the annotation of a GenBank genome assembly. NCBI's taxonomy places the organism in Eukaryota, Metazoa, Nematoda, Chromadorea, Rhabditida, Rhabditidae.